Notothenia coriiceps (black rockcod) is the source of this 2931-nucleotide messenger RNA. RefSeq names its product ribosomal protein S6 kinase-like 1 (gene rps6kl1). Lineage: Eukaryota; Metazoa; Chordata; Actinopteri; Perciformes; Nototheniidae. Gene Ontology annotation, molecular function: ATP binding; protein kinase activity. Gene Ontology annotation, biological process: protein phosphorylation. The record is from RefSeq and is a predicted model, not a curated record. The transcript is spliced from 12 exons. The coding region runs from base 241 to 2526 and encodes 761 amino acids.
CUAGCCGCUGCCCGCUGCUGAUGCUGCCGCUGCUGCCGCUGGAUGGUGGAGGGUCCGGGGCAUGGAAGCCUCACACUCACAUCAGAUGAUCAUGCUCUGGUACAGAGACCUCUACCUUAGAUGCACUGGGGGCAGACACACACAGAGCCCAGUGACAACAGACAGAGAUGUGUCCUACUGUUGAUAAGAUAAGGGAGCAAAGGCCCAUCCGGUCCUUGACGGGUACAAAACAAGGCAGCGAUGGCGAAGAGAGAUUACCUGGUGGAGGCGGCCAAGCAGAUCCACAUGGCCCUGGACAGCGAGGUCAAUGAGGACUAUGAGGCCGCUUUCAGCUACUACAAGAACGGGGUGGACUUGCUGCUCAAUGGGGUUCAGUUGGACCCAAACAAGGAGCGUCGGGAGGCUGUCAAGAGGAAAACAACCCAGUAUCUCAAGAGAGCUGAAGAGAUCUUCAUAACGCAUUUGCAGGACAACCUAGGGAAGGGAAGCUCUCACUUAGGGGGUUACAGCAGUCUGAGAUUCCGUCCAAUCAGACACUUGAGUUCGCCGGUGGAGGACCUGGAGAUGUGUAAGGUGGUGGGGGUGACUGAUAAGGUCCUGAUUGUCCAAAGCAUGGUCAACAAGGAGACGUUUGUCGUGAAGAGUCUGGUCAAGUCGAGCUGGGAGAGCAGGGAUAAGCCAACCAUCAUUCCUCAGGGGGUUCCCUACAUGGUUAAGCUGCUCAGAUAUUAUGUCAGCGAGGAUGCUGUGUACCUGCAUCUCGAGCAUGUCAAAGGUGGGAAGCUCUUCUCCAAGCUGCACAAGCUGCGGAACGAGAAGGCCAAGGAACACCCAGAAUGCAUCGCUUCUGGCCAGCCCAGCAUCAAGCUGAAGACCAGCUACACCUCACCCACAAUCAGCACAGACUACCAGCACAACAGCAGAGGGAGCACAGGAGUGAUUCCAGAGAAACUGAGCGAUGAGAGCCCAGACACAGACUUCCCCACGUCCUGGGACGAGACCCAGCAGCGCCUGGAGAGCUGCGGCACUCACUCCUACAUCGAGGAGACGGGUUGUCUUCAGAACACGCGCUCCGCAGCCUCGUUUUAUACCAAGCUCGAUCGGCUGACUCUGAAUUCUAGCCUGAAGAGGACACAGGCCAACACCCGCAUCCACACACCAGCUCCCAGUUUGUGUUUGCACCCCAGUCAAACUCAGGACCACCCUUCUCUUCCUCUCUCCUGUUCUCGGGUCAGUCAAGCUCUCGGUGUAAUGUCAGAUCCCCACAAAACACAGGCUGCAAUGGGACUGACAGAGUGCAGCGCAGAGUUUGAAGUCGCUUGGAAAGCUGCCGAUCCAGCUCACAACUCGGAGCACAUAAACCCCUAUGCAGUGACUGACUGUCUUUUAAAAAGCACGCCAGGACAAACACCACCUCGUACAAACCAGACCUCAUGUAAAAAUAGCACUCUAACUUCCUCACCUGCCAUCUUGCAUCUUCCUCUCCAUUGCCAAACCCAGAUCCGUGGCAGGGCAUCAUGGGAAACCAACGGCCCUAACGAAGGAUCAGUUUUGAGUGGCAGCUCUGCAGAUACAGUUUCAGACUUAAAGCAGGAGCACAGCAGUCCCACCGCAGAGGGCAUGUUGGUCAUCAAGAGCACAGACAGAGCAGUGUUUUCUGAGCACACAGACACUUCAGAAAGCUCCUGUCACUCCUCGGCUACCCUCUGCCACAACAUAGCAGAGAAACAGGGGACAUUUCUGGGGGAAACACGUUCAAAUGACGGUGUAGAGGAGGCCUGCGAAGUGCUGAGUCACGGAGAGAAGGUGGCACCUGUGAAAAAGCGAUCAUUUGUGAGCUGGUUCUCCACAGGCCCUGCUGAAGCCCCGCCCCACAGGAACGGGGAGGAUGUGUCUGUUAAAUCUGAAGGAUCGGGGGGGCAGUGGGAGGAGGACAUCAUAGAGGUGGAUGGAUGGUGCCACACGCCUAGGGUCCCCGUGGAAACCUCCAGGUCUGCAGAUAAGGCCAUGCACACCUGCUGGGGGCUCUCGGAAGCAGAGGUCCGCGUCUGGGGGGCUCAGGUCCUGCUGGCUCUGGAGAGUCUGCAUCAGCAGGGCAUUCUGUGUCGGGACCUCAACCCUAGAAACGUUCUGCUCACCAGCAACGGGAAAGUGUGUCUGACUUUUUUCGGACAGUGGAGUGAGGUUCAGUCAGAGAUCUGCUCCAAAGCCAUGGAACAGAUGUACUGCGCUCCAGAAAUUGGAGGCGUGUCCAGGAUAACGGAGGCUUGUGAUUGGUGGAGUCUUGGGGCUUUGCUCUUUGAACUCCUAACAGGAAUGCCGCUGUGGCAGCUCCACCCAGCAGGGAUCCACUCCCACACCCAGCUGCUCAUCCCCAAUCACCUGAGCGCUGCCGCCGCCUCUCUGCUCACUGAGUUGCUUCAGUUUGAUGCGGGCUAUCGCCUGGGUUCUGGUGGGGGGGGCGUCAGUGACAUCAAGUGUCAUCCCUUCUUCAGCAGCGUCUCAUGGAAAGCUCUGAGCUGCUAGCAGGUGCUUCACCCCUGAUCCCCGCGCUGGAAUUGAAGUUAAAACACUGAAUCCUACACAUCUCGACUGGAUUCAGCACCAGAUGGCUUGUUUUCUGUGUACUCUUUUGCGCUUCCCAAAGAAGAAAGACAGUAAAUACUGAAAAAUGAACAAACCUGGUGAACCAUGUCCCUGGUGAAACAUGAAACAUCUAUUUUAACUUCAUGUAUGAUGGCCAUUUUAGAUACCCUGAUGCAAUUUUGGUACAUUUAGGUUUUAUAGUAUCCAUGCAGAUUAUAACAAUGCAUGAAAACUGACUUCGAACUGAAUUCGACUAAAUUCAGACAAUUACAAAUGUCUGCAGUCUCUGCCAUUAAAGAUUGUGAAGAAACAAAGAUGUUAGGCAAUAAAUUGUUACCUUCUCUA